Salvelinus fontinalis (brook trout) is the source of this 4361-nucleotide messenger RNA. It is a transcript of the gene mmp15a, whose product is annotated as matrix metallopeptidase 15a. The record is from RefSeq and is a predicted model, not a curated record. The coding region runs from base 819 to 2942 and encodes 707 amino acids. The transcript is spliced from 10 exons. Gene Ontology annotation, cellular component: extracellular matrix. Gene Ontology annotation, molecular function: zinc ion binding; metalloendopeptidase activity. Lineage: Eukaryota; Metazoa; Chordata; Actinopteri; Salmoniformes; Salmonidae. Gene Ontology annotation, biological process: extracellular matrix organization; proteolysis; collagen catabolic process.
GUACACCACUAUCCUCCCCUUCUUUCUAGCAGAAAGUCACUACUCCCUUUUUGUUUUCUAGCAGAUCUCAGAAGGCAGUGACUUUAUUGGACAUCAAUGUCCAACACAGCCUGCAAGAGGCAUGCUGUGGUUGAGGGGAAAUAAGGAGAUCUAACGGAUGCCUUCUGGCUACUUGGGGGGAAAUAAUUUCAGACAAUUGCAUUUUUGUAAAUUUCUAUUAGCCUACGGGUUAUCCUCCACAUUGAAGUUUUUCAGCAACGUGCAUUGUGCAUUGGAUGGAUACAUAAUCGUACCACAAAGAAGACAAAGCUUGUUGCAACUAAAAUACUUUUUUUCGUUCCUGUUCUUCUCCCUCAUACUUCCCCGUGCAGGAAAGCUAUUGUUGAAUGUGUAGAGUGGAAGGAGCACGCAGUCUGAUAUCUGUAAUACGACAGAGGAAAUGACCGUUUAACCAUUAGACCGUGUGGGACAUUAGGACAUGGGAUUUAACAGAAAAACUGACUCCGGGCUUUGAAUAACCCGUGAUCACAUCUUUGGGGAAAAUGGCAAAUUAAGUAUUUCUUCCUGUGAGAUUAACCCGAACUGUUUCGGAAACUUGGAUAGUUUGCAAGCGAUCUGAUUUGAGCGCACUGCGACCUAAAUAAUAUCCAGGGGUUGAAGUGCGGAGAGAACUAAUAAAACAUACAAGAGAAACUGUAUUUUGAACGUAACUAAAAAGUGUAUGUAGUCACAUAGCGGUUCACUCAUCACUUGACAGAACUUUCCAAUCAUAUCUGACUGUGAAAAUCCCUCUCACGGGCUAACGAGUGCGUACAAAGAUGGCAAUCCUUUGGAGACGCGCUCCUCUGGGGCUGUGGAAACAAAUAAUGGCUCCGCUCGUCUUGCUCUUGUGCAACAGGCUUGUGACCAAUGCGGACGAUGACACUUUCAACGCAGAGUCAUGGUUGCGGAGGUUUGGCUACCUGUCCCAGGCCAGCAGACAGAUGUCCACCAUGCAGUCCUCUCAGAUCCUGUCAAAUGCUGUCAGCGACAUGCAGCGCUUCUAUGGCCUGGAGGUCACUGGAGAGAUGGACGAUGCCACACUGACGGCCAUGAGAAGGCCUCGCUGUGGAGUCCCAGACAAACCUUUUGGGCAGACUGAGAACGGUAUGAGGCGGAAACGCUACACUCUCACUGGCCAGAAGUGGGACAAGAACCAUCUGACCUACAGCAUUAUGAAUACUACCCCAAAGGUCGGUGAGGAGCGGACACGAGAAGCCAUCCGCAAGGCCUUUUUGGUGUGGGAGCAUGUGACACCACUAAGCUUCGAAGAAAUCGCCUUCCAAGACAUCACCAACAGCAGCCAGGACGCGCUAGAUAUCAUGCUGUUGUUUGCCUCUGGUUUCCAUGGAGACAUGUCUCUGUUUGACGGCGAAGGGGGAUCCCUGGCUCAUGCCUACUACCCAGGGCCCGGGAUGGGCGGAGACACACACUUUGACGCAGACGAACCGUGGACACUUGACAACCAUAAUCCAUCAGGUAUCGACCUAUUCCUGGUUGCGGUGCAUGAGCUGGGCCAUGCUCUGGGCCUGGAGCACUCUGACAACCCCAAUGCCAUUAUGGCUCCCCUCUACCAGUACAUGGACACAAAGACCUUCUCACUCCCAGAGGAUGACAGGAGUGGAAUACAGAAGAUAUAUGGACCUCCAAACGAUGCUUCCACUCAGGACCCCCCCACCACCACCAGUGAUGACACCUCCCCUCACCAAGACCCCACCACCACUGCUCCUCCAGAUCUAAACCCCACCACCCCCCCUUAUAGUUCUCUCCAGACAGCCCCCCCCAGCCCCACCUAUGACCCUGACACCCCAGACCAACCAGAACCAGAUCCCACCGACGCACCUCACCCUCCAAUACCUGACCCAGAACCCACCAUCCUCUGGCCUGACCCUGUGCCGGUGACCCCCUACAUCAGGAGAGAUGAGCCUCGUCGCCCUGUGCAGCCAGACCACACCGCCCUGGACAUCUGUGACGGGGACUUUGAUACGGUCACUAUGCUGCGAGGGGAGAUGUUUGUCUUCAAGGGUCGCUGGUUCUGGAGAGUUAGAAGGAAUCAUGUUCUGGAUAACUACCCAAUGCCAAUUUCUGUCUUCUGGGUUGGACUACCUGAUGAUAUAGACUCUGGCUAUGAACGGCACGACGGGAAAUUUGUCUUUUUCAAAGGGGACAGGUACUGGGUGUUCAGGGAGGCUGAUGUGGUGCCUGGUUACCCCCAGCCCCUGGUAGAGUAUGGUCAGGGCAUCCCCUCAGACAGGAUCGACACAGCCAUCUGGUGGGAGCCCACCGGCUACACAUACUUCUUCAGAGGAGACAGAUACUGGCGUUUUGAUGAAGAGUCCCGCACCGGUGACAGAGACUACCCGAAACCUGUCUCCAGGUGGGGCAACGUCCCAUCCUCUCCUAAAGGAGCCUUCCUCAGCGACGAUGGCGCUUACACCUACUUCUACAAGGGCUCCAAGUACUGGAGGUUUGAUAACCAGAAAAUGAAAGAUGACCCAGGCUACCCUAGAUCCAUCCUUAAAGACUUUAUGGGCUGUGAUGGAGCACCAGAUGUGGACCCCGAUACAGAUGAUACAGUAACAGGCCGCAAGUGGCCCACAGUGGACCAACCAAAACCACAACCACCAAUUGGCUCAGACCCGGAUGAUGUCGACCGAGACACAGAUACGGAUUACACCAACGAUGUGGAUUAUGAACCUGAUGCAGAGGACAAAGAGGUGGAUGUGGUGGUGAGGAUGGCUGAGAACGAGGCCAAGGUUAUGACCCUGAUCAUGGUGACCGUGCCCCUGGUCCUGGUGCUGUGCAUCCUACUAUUGAUCUAUGCUAUUAUUAACACCCUGCAGAAGAAAGAGGCACCCAGACUUUUGGUCCAUUGCAAACGAUCCCUGCAAGAGUGGGUUUGAUGUGCUCCAGAUCUGGAUUCACACACACACACCAUACACAGGCACAUACAGUCCGCGCACGUACACACACAAACAUUGCAUACAAAUACAAGCACAUAAUCUCCCUAUUGUUCCUCCUUAACCAGUUUAUAACGGACAAUUUGCACUUUUAACACCAAGUGUGUGGAUUUUUUGUUGUUGUUAGUUUGUACCCUGUUGUAGUUUUAUGUGUUCAAGCCAAAGAUUUCCACAAAUGUCCUUAUAAAACAGAGUGGUGGUGCCUGUCUACAACCAGCAAAGGAAUGUCUAACUGUUGUGUGUGCUGAAAACACAAGACCACCCCCUCCCACUGUGUCUUUCCUCUAGUCUACAACAGCCCGGACUUUAUCCACAAAAGGGCCGAUUUAGAUAUUGAUAUUCAGACCCCCUUGGGGCGAAACGAAAUACAGGGGUUCAAAAAGUGGUAUAUCUCAUGGUACACAUAUUUAGGAAGGCUGCUAGAACGGAGCUGGGUCUGGUUGACAUUACCCAGAUGUUGCUGAUUUAGUCAUUUUGGCUGCAGAGCCGGGGGAGGGGUUAGGGUGCCUGCCAGCAUUUCCUUUUCCCGAGUUAGAGUUCUUUUCUCCUGGGGGGGGGGGGGGGGCAAGGGGAGGGGCUGAGCGGAGCUCCAUUGGCAUUGUGCCUGCUGACCUAGAUUAGCGAGGCCCACUCCUGUUUUUCAAAACUUUUUUUCUUCUGAGCGGUUUGGCUGGAGAUGUCUUCCUGUGAGACUCCCCCUCCCCCGCUGCUAUGUUUCACUGUAGACAUACUCCAUCUGCAGUCUCUGUUUCCGUCUGAGAAUCUGCUCUAUACCUAGGAGAGGCUUUAGUUCUAAUCUGUGAUGAUAGGUCACAGGGGUUUGUGAUGAGGUCUGUUGGAGUAUUCACGUUGAACUUAACCAUAAAUGAUGUCUUACAACUCUUUGUUGCCAUUUAAACAAUUUUUAAAAUUAAAAUGUGUGGGACUUCUUCCUUUGUUGCCAACUUUUUGUGUGCCAACUUCCAUCCUUUCAAAGGCAAAACACUUUUUAUACAACACCCAGAGUGCAAUUAUUGUUUUGCGCAAUAGACAGAUGAAGAUCAUUAGUUAUAGAGGUUUUUCCUCGGCAAAGCCACUAUGCACAUGUAAACAAAAAAUGGUUGUAUAUGCUUCAGGUUUGUGGUCGGUUGUGAAUCACCCGUGUUUUGUCAUUUAUUGUUUGUGUUUUGUAUUAGUCGGUCGUUGGAGAGGAACGAAUACAGUUUUUUUUUUUUUUUACUUUUGAAAAUUUGCACGACAUUUUGUGUUGUGCUCUCUGUACAUUAGCGGAGUUAAAUGAUGCAUGCAGGACAUGUAAAGCCUUUACACAAAUGAAUGAAAUGUAUAAGGAUUUCAAAAUAAAACAUGAAUUAUGGCAAACAA